Molecule: messenger RNA, 5059 nt
Organism: Pelodiscus sinensis (Chinese soft-shelled turtle)
Lineage: Eukaryota; Metazoa; Chordata; Testudines; Trionychidae
Gene: ST14
Product: ST14 transmembrane serine protease matriptase
Biological process (GO): proteolysis
Cellular component (GO): membrane
Molecular function (GO): protein binding; serine-type endopeptidase activity
Source: RefSeq, a predicted model, not a curated record
CUGCGAGUUUCAGUGACACCGAUCGGCCCUGGGCCCUGGGCAACGAGGCCCGCAGGACGGACUUUGAACGCGGCACUAACUGCGCUGGGACCGAAAACUUCCACGAGUUUGGGGUCAACGUCACCCCCGCCUCCCGGGAGCAUGCGGAGCUCUCGGCUCUCCGGAGAGAGAGACACGAACGAGUAUCUGCCCUCCCCGGGAGCCGCGGACCCAGGGCUGAAGUACAACACUAGGAGAGAGGACAUGAACGGCAUGGAGGAGGUGGUGGAGUUCCUCCCCACCAUGAAUGCCAAGAAGGUGGAGAAGCGCGGCCCAAAGCGUUGGAUGGUGGUGACUGCUGUGCUGCUCAUCUUCCUGCUCAUCUCCCUGAUGGUGGGCCUCCUGGUGUGGCACUUCAAAUAUCGGAGAGCUCCCAUCCAGAAGGUUUACAAUGGCCACCUCGUGAUUCAGAACUGGAACUUCAUUGAUGCCUAUGAGAACUCCAGCUCCCCACAGUUUGCUGCGCUCUCCAAGAAGGUGCAGCACACGAUUGAAGAGAUUUAUAAAAAUAACCAAGACAUUGGCCCUUAUCACAAGGAGACAGUCAUAACAGCAUUCAGUGAAGGCAGUGUCAUCGCCUAUUACUGGUCAGAGUUCAUCAUCCCGGCCUACAAGGCUGAGGCCUUCGACAAGGCCAUGGCUGACAAGCAGAGCCUGAUCCAAACAGUGGAGUACAAGUCACGGAACCUGAUGCUGCAAGUCAAAUCGAUUGUUGCUUUCCCUGCUGAUCCGGAUAUAGUUCAAUCUUCACGGGACAAUAGCUGCAACUUUGCCCUCCAUGCCAAGGAAGGUGAAAUCACCAGCUUCACCACCCCAGGCUUCCCCAACAGCCCGUACCCGAACAACGCUCGUUGCACUUGGGUUCUGAGGGCUGAUGCAAACGCUGUCAUCAGCCUAACCUUCAAGACUUUUGAUGUGGAGCCGUGCAAUGCUGGGAUCGACGUCGUCAAGGUCUACAACUCCCUGAGCCCUGUGGACCCCCAUGCCCUGGUGACACUGUGUGGCAGUUACUCUCCAUCCUACAACCUGACCUUCCUGUCCUCCCAGAACGUCAUGCUGGUCACGCUGACAACUGACGCCAAGGGGCGGAACCCUGGGUUCAAGGCCGAGUUCUUCCAGCUCCCAAAGAAAGAAACCUGUGGUGGGACUUUGAAAGGAGGAAAUGGGACCUUUACCACCCCUUAUUUUCCGGCCCACUAUCCGCCGAACUUGGAUUGCAUCUGGGACAUAGAGGUCCCCUCUACAAAGAACGUGAAGGUGCGGUUCAACCUGUUUUAUGUGUUGGAACCUGGCGUGCCUGUCAAUACUUGUACCAAGGAUUAUGUGGAGAUCAGUGGUGCAAAGUACUGUGGAGAGCGCUCCAAGUUUGUGGUGGCAAGUACUAACAACAAAAUCACAGUCCGGUUCCAUUCAGACCAGUCAUACACAGACACUGGCUUCUCCGCAGAGUUCCUGUCUUACGAUUCCAGUGACCCCUGUCCUGGCAAGUUCACCUGCAAAACUGGCCGCUGCAUUGACAAUGCUAUGCGCUGUGAUGGCUGGGUGGACUGUACGGAUGCCAGCGAUGAGCGCUCCUGCAACUGCACCGAGAACCAGUUCCAGUGCAAUAAUGGCUGGGGCAAGCCCCUCUCCUGGCGGUGGAACGAUUGUGGGGACCACAGCGACGAACUGCAGUGCAAAUGUCCAGAUAUGCACUUCAAGUGCAGCAACGGGAAAUGCAUCCUUGAAACCCAGAAAUGCGAUGGCAGGGAUGACUGCGGGGAUGGGAGUGAUGAGGGCAGCUGUGGCAAAGCGGAGGCCGUCUCCUGCAAGGAUUACACCUACAAGUGCCGCAACAACCUGUGUGUGAGCAAGACAAAUCCUGAAUGCGAUGGGGAGAAGGACUGUGCCGAUAACUCAGAUGAGCAGAACUGUGACUGUGGGAUCCGCUCUUACAGCAAGCAAAGCCGAAUCGUUGGUGGGUUGAACUCCGAAGUAGGCGAGUGGCCAUGGCAGGUCAGCCUGCAUGCGAAAGGCCAGGGGCACAUCUGUGGGGCAUCGCUGAUAUCGGACACGUGGCUGGUGUCAGCAGCACACUGCUUCAAAGACGAUAGACAGAUGAGUUACUCGGAUGCCACGUUGUGGAAAGCCUUCCUAGGGCUCCGCAACCAGGGCAACCAGAAAAACGAGAAGGUGCAAGAGCGGAGCAUCAAACGCCUCAUCCCCCACACCCAGUUCAACGAAUACUCUUACGACUAUGACAUUGCCGUGCUGGAGCUACAGAGUCCUGUCACCUUCACCACCACCGUCCGGCCUAUCUGCCUGCCUGAUUCCACCCAUGACUUCCCUGCUGGCAAGGAAAUCUGGGUGACUGGGUGGGGGGCCACCAUAGAAGGAGGUCCUGGUGCCACAAUCCUGCAGAAGGCAGAAAUUCGAGUGAUUAACCAGACCCAGUGCAACAUACUGCUCACCGACCAGAUAACGUCACGCAUGCUGUGUGGAGGAGUCUUGACCGGGGGUACUGAUGCCUGCCAGGGGGACUCAGGUGGGCCGUUAGUUAGCGUGGAGAAAAACAACAGGCUGUUUCUGGCUGGCGUGGUCAGCUGGGGAGACGGCUGCGCUCAACGGAACAAGCCUGGAGUAUAUACACGAGUCUCCAAGCUGCGGGACUGGAUCAGGCAGCAGACCGGGAUUUAGGAGGGCUCCAGUGAGGGGCUCUAGAGACCAAUGGACAUGCAAGGCAGCCGGCACCUCUCCAGUUCGGCUCUGGGUCUCUUUCAAGCCAGCAGUUGAAGAUGCUCCCAGCUGAUGUGAAGUGGAUGAGUGGUUUUCUUCCUUCUCCCAUCGUACUGGACCAGUGAGGCACCUGGCCGGUUUGAAGGCUUGGGAGAAAGGAGUGAGCAACUUGAAUCCUUCGCCAUAUUCAUGCCUCCUCUUCAGAGAGCUGUCUUAGUGAACCUAAGGGAGACCUAGGAAUCUCACCUCCUCCCUGUCUCACCUCAGCAUGAACUGUGAAGGACAGGCAUUCUGGAGGGAGUAGGAAAAACCCCUGCUCAUCGUACCCCAAAGAGUAGGGUUGGAGACAGCCACAGUGUGGUGCUGCACAAAAGACAUGCUGGUCUGUAUUUAAAGUAGGUCUGUAUAAGUGUGCGUGUGCAUGCGUGUGUGUGUUUCCAGAGGCAGAGUCAGAACUGUCUGACACCUGGCAGGUGACGUCACAGCUGAAUCCUUUUUCUCCCUCCCUCAAAUUGAGACGCUUGACAGACACAAGAAAUUUCAAUCUCCCAUCUGCUCUAGAUGGCCUGUUGGGUCUCGACACCUGCUGAGAUGGCAUGGGAGGGAUAUGCACCUUCCUCUCCGAAAAGGAGUACUUCUUAAUCCUCCUAGACCUGCUUGGCAGCCCCCUGGUUCUGGCUAUAGAGUUGUCAACUUUCUUGACUGGAUGCUGUUUCCGCAAAUGGCACCUAGUUGAAAGAAUUGGCAACCCUAGGUUCGGAUGGGCUUGUUUUUUAAACUGUGUCUAAUUCUUUAGUUUCAGGAGCAGGUUUAAUUGUUGAGGACCCCAAUUCUCCCUGAUGAUAAUGCUGCCUUGAGCUGGUUAGCUGUCGGGAGUGGUUGCCUGUUGUUGAAUUAUACCUGAGUGUCAGCAACUGACCCCGCUUGAGGACCACUAGACAGACCCAGCAUGGGAGGGGAUGGAUCUAGAUCCUGCAGCUCCUUUUGAGGCAGGCUGUGCCUAAAGCCUAAAUUGGUGAUUUGGCCCUCCAAUUUCAGCCCGCUGCUCAGAUCCACACAAGGCACUGCUUUCUGGGACUUGUCCCUCUGUGAGGUGGCUGACUCAGCUCCACAAGGAGCAGCGCACUCUAGCAUCUGGGGGUUGCAUAGCAGAACUCCCUGUGGGCCAGUUGCUAUUAAGCUGUGGUCUGAGCUCACCCCAUUCCCCUGUUCUCCCUGCUUUUCACAAGAAUAGCUUAAAUGUAGCCACUGGAGAAUGUGUGUGUGUGUGUGUGAGAGAGAGAGAUCGAGAUAGAGAUCCAUCUUCUGGCCUGUUUACAGGCCAGAUUGGCAUUGCCACAAUGUGCCUUAACUGUAAGAAGUGAAUUGUAACCUCGCUAACUGUCUGAAACCCCAUUGCCCUAUCUGCGGGACGUCAGUCCUUUAGCUGGCUGUUCUUUAGUCCUUGCGAGAGGCUGCAUCCUUCGGUGACCCGGGAGAUCAUGGAGAUGAAAGGUCCCAUGUAGCAGUUGCUCUUCAGGUUAUCCAAAGUUGGCCCCAUGCAGCAUUCUGAACAUGGAGUCAACCCUGUAGCCCUUAUGUUGACCAGUGGACAUACUGGGUGAUGCAGGUUCUAGCAUGAAACCCGGUACCGGUAGUGCCUGUGAGCAGGGCAUUGGCAGGGUAUGGACGGGGGGCUCCAAUAGGCUUUCUGACUCAUGACUGCAAGCCCUGCUUUCUGUGUGUGUAGUGUAAUGUAAUAGAAGCUGUUCUGUGAUUGGCUAGCAUUGCUGUGGGGACUGGGUGGGUGUAGGUGCCUAUGAAUGGCCCCCUAUGCAUGUGUGCUAUUUCCCUCUUUCUGCCAGUUCCAGGCCCCAAUCCUGGAGCCCAGGGCACCCUGUUGGGACUGGGAGGGGCUGAUAAGAAUGUAAAAGCUCAGUUGCUUGUUUGAACAGCUUGGCGCAACCCUAAAGAGAGUGUUGCCAUUUUAGGAAAUGCCUCUGCCUGCCUUUGGCCCUCGAGACAAGCUGGGCUGAGGGAAGGAAAGGUUUUUUAAUCUUGGGUUUUUUGUUUGUUGUUGUUGUUGGUUUUUUAAAAGAAUGUUGCAAAAUUAUUUCAAAUAUGCUGAUUGAUCCAUUUUUUCCUUCUGUAUAUACUGUGCCCUGUGAUAGUGUUGUACAUAUGUCAGAGUGAAGCUGAGCAGGGGCAGCCUUUUUUGUCGUCUCUUCCUUCUGCACUUCUUUGUUGUAAAGUCAUUUUUGUAAAGAUCCAAAUGAAAUGGCAAGGCUUGAAGAAAAUCCAUAUUAAACUGGGGAUUUUUGUAUGA